This is a messenger RNA of Colletotrichum orchidophilum, 270 nucleotides long. RefSeq lists its product as uncharacterized. The coding region runs from base 1 to 270 and encodes 89 amino acids. The record is from RefSeq and is a predicted model, not a curated record. The transcript is spliced from 2 exons. NCBI's taxonomy places the organism in Eukaryota, Fungi, Ascomycota, Sordariomycetes, Glomerellales, Glomerellaceae.
AUGUCAGACCCUCCUAAAUUGAGACGUCUUUUGCCGUCCACUCCCAUCGGAUCACCCGCAAUGAUUCGGCCCCCCACGGCGAAACCGAAAAGAGACCAGGUUUUAGCGGCUUGCAAUGGCAUGUUGUCUGGCAUUCUAAUGGUCAAAAACACACGGCUAAUUCUCUUUAGCCUGCCGGAAGCGGAAAGUAAAACCCAUGCGUUUACCCAGUCGCAGAGGGUCUAUCUGAGCGGCAAGCCCAGAGACUGGCACUUUCUCGCACAUCAAUAG